Molecule: messenger RNA, 240 nt
Organism: Didymodactylos carnosus
Lineage: Eukaryota; Metazoa; Rotifera; Eurotatoria; Philodinida; Philodinidae
Source: the annotation of a GenBank genome assembly
AUGUUAAACACAUCGUCCUCACUGCAGUUUAUUAAAGAAUUAUUUCAACAAAAUGGAAAUAUGAAUGAAGACACAAAACUGAUGAUUACUAAAAAAGCUGAAAGUUAUAUUAAUCGAGCAGAACAGAUUAAAAAACUGCUCCUUAGUGAAGGUAGCAAAAAGAAAGCAGUUGCUGAAGGUGGCGGCGGUGGAAAUAAAAAACAUGGAGAGGAUGACGAUGAAGUUGAUACAGAAAACUAG